UAUUGAUGAAGAAGAAACUGAAGGUGAAAAUGACGUUAAAUUGCCAUUAUUCUUUGAAGAAACUAAUAUAAACUAUGAAAUAGAUCAUAAUGAUUUAGAAUUAGAUGAACCAGAUACAAUGUUACACAGUCGAAUGUUGACACCACUACCAGCACAACAAGAAGUCGAUAUUAAUGCAUAUCAACAUAAAAAAACUUUAGCUCAAGGAAUGAUGGAUUUAGCUUUAUUAUUAGCAAAUGCAAAUCAAUUACGAUAUGUUUUAGAAUCAAAAUCAAUUCACCCAUAUUAUUCAGUUAAUAUUGUAUUAUUGGCAAUUAGUAUAUCAUUGCAAAUAACAGUUGGUAUUGCUUUAAUUAUAAAUAGCCAAUAUGGAGUUAAAAAGGAAAGGGAAAUGCGUUUAGCAAAUCGUAUAAAUAACUUCACAUUAAUUGGGAUAUUUUUAAUUACAAUUGUUAAUGUUUUUAUAUCAGCAUUUGGGGUAGCUGACAAUUUAUCAUCAUCAUGAUUAACACCAGUAUAAAGUGACCUACUUUAAUAUUAUUAGCAUUUAAUUUUGUAGAUAUUUAUUUUAAAACUAUUGUGAGUG
Molecule: messenger RNA, 586 nt
Organism: Condylostylus longicornis
Lineage: Eukaryota; Metazoa; Arthropoda; Insecta; Diptera; Dolichopodidae
Product: ninjurin-A-like
Exons: 1
Coding region: 119-505 (128 amino acids)
Biological process (GO): cell adhesion; tissue regeneration
Cellular component (GO): membrane
Source: RefSeq, a predicted model, not a curated record